GGGAGCCGCCGGUGAGCACCGGGGACGGCGCCGGAGGAGCUGCCCGCCAUGGAACCCAACGGGCCCCGUAAGAUCCAAUUCACCGUACCGCUGCUGGAGCCGCACCUCGACCCGGAGGCGGCGGAGCAGAUCCGCCGACGCCGACCGACGCCCGCCAGCCUGGUGCUGAGCAGCGACCAAUCGUCCCCAGAGAUCGAUGAGGACCGACUCCCCAACGCCCUGCUGAAGUCGGGUCUGGCCAUGUCGCCCCGGCAGAAGAAGAAGGUUUACUGCACCACCCCCACCGUGAAAGAGCUGCAGAUGAUGGUGGAGCACCACCUGUGCAAGCAGGCGCGGGGCGAGGAGGACGAGGAGGCGGCCGUUGGAGCCCCGGAGCGCAGCCCGGGCUGCUGCCACCACGGCGACGCCGAGCACAGCCACAGCCCCGGGGGCGGCUGCCCGCUGGCCCAGGCUCAGCCCGCACCGCACGGCGGCCCCGCUGACAGGACCCGCGGGGAUGAGCGGCAAAGUGUGGGUGAGGAGAGCGCCCAUAUAGCACCGGGGGGAAAGGGUGCUGCCGGCGGCGUGUAGGUGCCGCUGUCCCCAUUGGAGCCGAAGCGCCGCGUGGCUUUUUUUCUACCAAUCAUUUUCUAUGAUUCCGACGGCGUUCGCGACGGAUUUUUUUUAUCUCCCCCCCCCCAACCCCCCCCCAAACCCCCCCUCCCCACCCCCCCCUUCCGCUAUGGGGACAGAACCCCCCCUCUGUGUCCCCAAUGCCACAACAGGGUGACCCCAGGACCCCCCCCGGCGCCCCCCGCGCUCCAUUCUGAGGGCGCAGCUCCUCGGCUUGGGGGUGGCACACAGCUGUGCACGUGGGUUUGUGCACAUGCAUUUGCACACCCACCCUCCUGCACACACACACACACACACACACACACACACGUGUGUGCAACGCACCCACGCCCCUUGCACACGCGCUUUGCAUGCGCACCGCCGCGCGGGCACAUGUGAACACGUGAACACACAGGAACACGCGUGAACCCACGGGAACCCACGGGAACACGCGUGAACCCACGUGCACACGCGUGUGCAUGCAGUGCUGAGCACACCCACACCGCUAUUAAACGGAUCCUUUCCGCA
Messenger RNA from Gallus gallus (chicken), 1119 nucleotides. It is a transcript of the gene PPP1R1A, whose product is annotated as protein phosphatase 1 regulatory inhibitor subunit 1A. The coding region runs from base 49 to 570 and encodes 173 amino acids. The transcript is spliced from 7 exons. The record is from RefSeq and is a predicted model, not a curated record. Gene Ontology annotation, cellular component: cytoplasm. Gene Ontology annotation, molecular function: protein phosphatase inhibitor activity. Lineage: Eukaryota; Metazoa; Chordata; Aves; Galliformes; Phasianidae. Gene Ontology annotation, biological process: intracellular signal transduction.